Messenger RNA from Lathyrus sativus (Indian pea), 795 nucleotides. The record is from the annotation of a GenBank genome assembly. NCBI's taxonomy places the organism in Eukaryota, Viridiplantae, Streptophyta, Magnoliopsida, Fabales, Fabaceae.
AUGCUAUCUAAGCUCAUGGGCUCUCUCUUUCCUCUAACUCUCAAACCUCAAUCAUCCUUUCACCCUCUUUUUCACUUCAACACCCUCACACCCACUUUUACUUCUCCUUGUUCUCAAUCUCAAUCUAAUACAACUACUAAUCCACACAAUUCUCAACCAAACCCAUCUUGGGUUUCUUUCCCUUUCACGCAUUUCAUCAAAAAGGUGGCAGCUUUAACAACCCACAACAGGGUUUCCAAUGAAAACCAACAAGGGUCUUGUUGUUACUUGCAAAACGGAGGGUUGGGAGUGGCUUUAUUAAGCGUAACGGCUAACGCCAAGGUUAAGAUUAGUCCUUUUGUUGCUACGUUGGCUUCCAACCCAACUUUUGUUUCUGGUUUGUUUGCAUGGUUUGUGGCACAAUCCAUCAAAGUUUUCUUGAAUUUUUGUAUGGAAAGAAAAUGGGAUUUGAGACUCAUGUUUGCUUCUGGAGGAAUGCCUUCUUCUCAUUCUGCACUAUGUACUGCUCUCACCACUUCCGUUGCUCUAUCUCAUGGUGUUGCUGAUUCACUCUUUCCUGUUUCUUUGGGAUUUAGUCUUAUUGUCAUGUACGAUGCUAUUGGCGUUAGAAGACAUGCUGGUAUGCAAGCUCAGGUGCUUAAUAUGAUUGUGGCUGACAUGUUUCAAGGCCAUCCAAUUAGCGAAAGGAAGCUAAAGGAACUUCUUGGUCACACCCCAUCUCAAGUAUUUGCUGGUGCUUUGCUUGGUUGUUUAGUAGCAUGUUUAUGCUGUCAAGGUUGUGUUUUGGUGGGUUAA